This is a messenger RNA of Onychomys torridus (southern grasshopper mouse), 1984 nucleotides long. It is a transcript of the gene Gpr62, whose product is annotated as G protein-coupled receptor 62. Bases 249 to 1325 code for a protein of 358 amino acids. The record is from RefSeq and is a predicted model, not a curated record. Gene Ontology annotation, cellular component: endosome; plasma membrane; signaling receptor complex. NCBI's taxonomy places the organism in Eukaryota, Metazoa, Chordata, Mammalia, Rodentia, Cricetidae. Gene Ontology annotation, biological process: G protein-coupled receptor signaling pathway. Gene Ontology annotation, molecular function: G protein-coupled receptor activity. The transcript is spliced from 2 exons.
GCCAAGCCCUGCCCCUCCCUUACAAGCUGUGUGUCUCCAAAGGGCAGCAUCAGAGUGACAGCCAGUACCAUCUCCACAGAGGCUGAGUUGCUGGAGCUGGGCUAGGGCCAGGGGGAGAAAGCCCAGCCAGACUCAGCCUUGCAUCCACUCAUAGGGCCCACCAAACCCCAGAAGAAGAUGGCAGCCUGGGCAUCGGAGUCACCUCCUGGGCAACCUACGAGCAGCCCCAGUGAAGCCUGAGGGCUCAGAUGGCUAGCAACACGGGGAUGAGUAUCACCGAACUCGCGGGCUCGGUGGGGUUGAUCCUGGCGGUUCUCGUAGAAGUGGGGGCCGUGCUGGGCAACGGCACGCUGCUCGUGGUGGUGCUGCGCACGCCCGGGCUGCAAGAUGCCUUCUACCUGGCGCACCUGUGCGUUGUGGACCUGCUGGCAGCCGCCUCCAUCAUGCCUCUGGGCCUGCUGGCCGGGCCGCCGGGGCUGGGCAGUGUGCCCCUGGACCCCUCCUCGUGCCGCGCCGCACGCUUCCUCUCGGCCGCUCUGCUCCCCGCCUGCACGCUCGGCGUGGCUGCGCUCGGACUGGCGCGCUACCGCCUCAUAGUGCACCCGCUGCGGCCAGGCGCGCGACCGCCCCCGGCGCUGGUGCUCACCGCGGUGUGGGCGGCGGCCGCGCUCCUGGGCGCGCUCUCUUUGCUCGGGCCGCCUCCCGCGCCGCCUCCGGCUCCGGCUCGCUGCUCCGUGCUAGCCGGGGGGCUCGGGCCCUUCCGGCCGCUCUGGGCGCUGCUGGCCUUCGCACUGCCCGCCCUCCUGCUGCUGGCCGCCUACGGGAGCAUCUUCCUGGUGGCGCGGCGCGCCGCCCUCCGGCCCCCGCGAGGGACCCGGCUGCGCUCCGACUCUCUGGACAGCCGCCUCUCCUUCUUGCCAUCCCUCCGGCCACGUCUACCCGGGGGCAAGGCGGCCCUGGCCCCAGCUCUGGCCGUGGGCCAGUUCGCAGCCUGCUGGCUGCCUUAUGGCUGCGCGUGCUUGGCGCCCGCGGCGCGCGCGGCAGCAGCCGAGGCGGCUGUCACCUGGGUAGCCUACUCCGCCUUCGCGGCUCACCCCUUCCUCUAUGGCCUGCUGCAGCGCCCGGUGCGCUUGGCGCUGGGCCGCCUCACUCGCCGGGCGCUGCCUCGGCCCCCGAAAGUCCGCAUGCCGCAGGCCUGGCACCCGCGGGCACUCCUUCGGCGCCUCCAGGGACUUCGCAAGGACCCUGCCCUAGGCCCUACUGAGGCACCAGGGCAGACCCCAGAAUUGGCAGGACAGAGCUCGAGUGUGUCGGAGGCCACCUGAGAGAUUUCUCCUGAGCUGGAGAAAGGAAGGUGGGAUCAGAGGGGCACAUCUACCCCCUGUACAGGCUGUGGUAGGCACUCUGCCCGGACUGCUGGCUCUGAAACCGGAGAGGGUGGUGCUCAGUCUCGGGAACCUGAUUCUGAGCCGGAUACUACCUGUGUUCCUUUCCCGGGGCCUCGGUUUUCCCAUCUGUAUCCUGUUUCCCAUCUCCUAAGGACCUCUCCAGGGUAGGCUUUUUUAAAUUCAUAGAUACUCCCUGGCCCAGAGGGGAGAAAUGCAGGUACCGUCACAGAGAAGGGGGUCCUAAGAGCUCACAGCCAAAGAACGAGCUGGACAGGGUCUGGGUAACAGCCACAGCAGGAGGAACCAGUGGAGAGAUGUUCAGAAGAUAGCCCUGCCGUCUGUGCCACAGAGACAUCGGAGAGUUCCACUCAAAGUCAUUACUUAAAUGGUUUGGUGCUCAAGGUGGAGACUGAACGCGUGACCCCUGAAAGGGUCCUGCGAUUUCAUCCAGAACUGACAUGUUUCCGGAAGGGGCUGUGGACCAACUGGGACUGGCGGAUUCAUAGUUUGGGGUCCUUCGGGGUUUCAGCUACACCCGUUCCCUGGAGUUUUGUCACCCCAACACCAGUAUUAUACAGCUUUCUGGUCGCUGAGAA